Messenger RNA from Melanotaenia boesemani (Boeseman's rainbowfish), 4299 nucleotides. RefSeq names its product arginyl aminopeptidase like 1 (gene rnpepl1). Bases 915 to 3062 code for a protein of 715 amino acids. Gene Ontology annotation, molecular function: metalloaminopeptidase activity; zinc ion binding. The record is from RefSeq and is a predicted model, not a curated record. Lineage: Eukaryota; Metazoa; Chordata; Actinopteri; Atheriniformes; Melanotaeniidae. Gene Ontology annotation, biological process: proteolysis. The transcript is spliced from 11 exons.
GGCUCUCUCCGCCUCCACAGCGCCCUCUUGCGGCUUGUGGAAACUUUCUUCGCGCUGUAGUUACUUCCUGUUUUGUCCGGAGUGGAGUCUUUCUGUCCUCUCGGUCCUCCGGUGCUGUGUCUCGUGUUUGUGUCGGUGGGCUCCCUGUCCUCUGUAUCGGUGUCCACGGACUCACCGCCCACUUAUCGAACCUUUGAGGGGGAGUUGGAAUCGGCGAGCCGGGAGCAGCGCAGGGCGCCGGGCAGAGCCCCGCAGGAGGGGCCGGUGUCCGACUGGUUGCGGCGUCCUGAUGGAUUUUACUUAAUGUUUGUCCUCUGGAGCUAACGUAAUGCUCUUUGCGGGUUAAUCAGUCAGGGUGCUGAUUAGCCGGCUCUGCUAACCAAGUUAGUUUAACUAGUUACCUUAGUUCCGGCUGGUUUGACCUCUAACUCGGGUUGUUUUUAAAGCUUUUCAGGCUAAAGAUGCUAAUUGAGCGGCUAGCUGCGCGUGCACGCCGCAGAAAACCGGGGUUCUAGUUUGUUCUGAAAAGCUCGUGAAUGUGACCCAACCAUUUUCUCCGGUUAACGGUCCGAACUGAGUCAAGCUGGGUUAAAAGUUUAACUCAAGAUUAUUAGACUGGAAAUGUGAACUGGUUCGGUUCUGGUCCAGUAGCAGAUUAAAGGAUUUGUUCCGGUUCUGAUACAAAACCGGUUCAGAUUAGUGGGUUUUUAAACUGGACUUUAGAAGUUGUUUAACCGGUUUCAGGAUCAAUCUGAACUGGAUUUUAAAAGCCCAGCUGGUUUCAGACCUGAUCGGACCCGGUCUUUCCUGUGAAGAUGGUCCGGAUCAGUCCUGAACUUUAAAGUCCUGUUCUGCUUUCCGUUGAUGUAGUUAGCCCAGGUCUAAGUGGGGUAAGGUCCCAGGUUUAGCUCGCCAUGGCAGAGCUCCACCAGAGUCCUACCUCACUUUGCUGCUGCCGAAAGUCCCUGCCGGUCUCUGGGGGCCGGUGCAUCGGGGACUCCAACCAGCCCUCGGUGGGUCCAGGACCCAGGACCCCACAGUGUCCUCUGGUGGAUGUGGCUUCAGUCUCAAACUUCAGGUGCUUCCAGCUGCAUCACUUCCACCUGGACCUGUGGCUGAACUUUGCAAUGAAAGAGAUGAGUGGCUGGUUGGUUCUGGACCUGGUCCCGGUCCAGACAGGGGUCUACACCCUCAUCCUGGACUCCCACCCCUCCCUUUUAAUCCACUCCAUAGACUGCAAGGUCCCCGGACACGGGCAGGAGGACCCUGUCUCCCUGACGUACCGGGUCGACCCGUUCACAGAGUACGGCUCGUCGCUCAGCAUCACUCUGCCGACCACGGCAGUGAGACCAGAACGGAUGAUCCAGAUCACCGUCCGCUACACAACCACGGAUGGCCCUGCGAUCUGGUGGCUGGACUCAGAGCUGACCUGUGGACAGUCUCGUCCUCUGGUCUUCACUCAGGGACACUCGGUCUGUAACCGGUCCUUCUUCCCCUGCUUCGACACACCUGCUGUGAAGAGCACGUACACAGCCACGGUCCGGGUCCCAGAUGGGUUGACGGUUCUGAUGAGCGCCUCUCGGAGUUCCUACUCCAAACCGGACCGGGUCUUCCAGUUCUCCAUGGAGUUCCCGGUCCCCUCCUACCUGGUGGCGCUGGUGGCCGGAGAGCUGCAGCACGCCGACAUCGGCCCGAGGAGCCGUGUUUGGGCGGAGCCAUGUCUGCUGUCCUGCGCAGUGAAGAAGCUGGGGGGCAGCGUGGAGCGCUGGCUGGCCGUGGCUGAGGACCUGUUUGGACCUUACCUGUGGGGCAGGUGUGACAUCGUCUUCCUCCCCCCCUCCUUUCCCAUUGUCGCCAUGGAGAACCCCUGCCUGACUUUCAUCAUCGCCUCCAUCAUGGAGAGCAGCGAGUUCCUGUUGAUCGAUGUGGUGCACGAGAUCGCCCACGGCUGGUUCGGGAACGCCGUCACGAACGCUACCUGGGAAGAGAUGUGGCUGAGCGAAGGCCUUGCCACCUACGCCCAGCGGAGGAUAACCACCGAGGCCUACGGUGAGGCGUUCACCUGCCUGGAAACUGUCGUACGAUUGGACGCCCUCCACAGACAGCUGCGUCUUUUUGGAGACAACAACCCUGUCAGCAAGCUGCAGGUCAAGUUUGAGCCAGGUGUGAACCCCAGCACGCUGAUGAACCUCUUCACCUAUGAGAAAGGAUUCUGCUUCGUCUCCUACCUGUCGGAGCUCUGCGGGGACGUGAGACGCUUUGAUCGAUUCCUCAGGGACUACAUCUCGGCGUUCCGGUUCCGGAGCGUGGUUGCUCAGGACCUCAUUGACUACUUCCUGCAGUCCUUCCCGGAUCUGAAGGACGCUGCCGUCGCUCAGAGAGAAGGUCUGGAGUUCGAGCACUGGCUGAGCGGCUGUGGACCGCCUCCGUUUGAACCGGACCUGUCAGCAGGGGCCUCUCUGAUCAGGCCGGUCCAGGAUCUGUGUGACCUGUGGAGGAGCAGCGACCCUCCGGACCCCCAGACCCUGGCCACCUUCAACCUGUCAGCCUGGAGCACCUUCCAGGUGGUUCUGUUCCUGGACCGUAUGCUGGACCAGGCGCCACUCCCCCAGGAUGUGAUGGCAAGUCUGUCCGGCUGCUAUUCGUCCCUGUUUGACAGUCUGAAUGCUGAAGUCCAGAUCCGCUGGCUGCAGAUGGUGGUGAGGAACACGUUCCACCCGGACCUGCCGCGAGUCCGAGCCUUCCUGCACAAACAUACAUCCAGGAUGUACACCGUGCCUCUCUACGAGGACCUGGUUGCCGGGGUGAUGAAGUGCGUUGCCGUGGAGAUCUUUUACCAGACGCAGUGCCGCCUCCACCCCAACCUGAGGCGGACGUUGCAGCAGAUCCUGUUUCAGACCGGAUCUUCUCCUAGCAAUCAGAACAGCCCAUCCCUGUCUGCUGUGCUUUCACCCCCCCCCUCCAGCUCCCCGCAGCCAACACCUGCUGCCAUGGCAACCACUCCUGCCACCAACGGGACGGCCGCUGCCAUCGCUCUGCAGGACGUCAACGUCUCAGCGUGACGACAGUUCUGAUUGGUUUAUAGAUGGGUGCCGCAAGUGGCAGGUUGCCAUGGAAACAGAGUUUAAACACUGGAAGUAGUAGUUUCAUUCCGCAGCUGCUCAAACUGUGGCCCCUGGUCCUCAGAGGGGCCACUGUCAUGCCACCACAUAGAACCAAUCCAGUUUCCCGGACCUAAUUUUUUUUUUAUUGGAGUGAGCUGAUUGGCUGAGAGUUCACCUGUUAACCUCCUAACUUCAGCAGCAGGUGGAGACAGUCUGAGACCAGGACCAGGACCAGUCCACAGGAAGUCCAUGUGGGAGAGAAAAAAACUGCUUUUUAUUGUUUUUCUAAACAAUAAAAAUAAACUAUGGACACUUUUUACUUUUGUUUUAAGUUGUGAAACAAAAGUUUUUUGCUCAUCAGCCGAACCCAGACCUGGUUCACCUGGGUCACCUGGUUCCAGCCGAACCCAGACCUGGUUCACCUGGUUCCAGCUGAACCCAGACCUGGUUCACCUGGUUCACCAGGUUCCAGCUGAGGAAUGGUGCUUUCACUUUCUCUGCAAAAAAUGUGAUUUUAAUGAAAUCUAACUGCUGGAAUCAAAACUAAACCAGGUUUAACUAGACCCAGAACUCUACCUCCACCUGAUAUGGACACACCUGCAGACCUGGACCCAGAACUGUUUUUUAGGUCCAGCUCAAGCCCCAUCUUCAAACCCAAAACCUUCAACUGCGUGGCCUUUCCUAUGUGGACUUAUUUUUUCUCUUAGACAUCACCAGCAGCAAAGAUCCAGGUUUUCACCAGAACUCUGAUCAGAACCAGAACUAGGAAGACCAGUCACCUGGAAAACCAGAUCGUUCAGGAAGUUCCAGUUCCCAGCCAACACUGAACGCCUCAUCUGAAUAAACUGUGAAAAAGAAAACCCUCCUGAAACCUCAGUUCUACUUCCUGUUACCUGAUGGUUCUGAUCCGAUUAAUCAGAUUAUUUCAACUGGAUCAUUGAAGCAGAAUUAAUAAAUUAUUGACUUUAAUAUUUAUUAUGUUGAAUCAGAAAUAAGUAAAUGGUGAUGUUCGUAAACAGUUUUCUGUGACAUCAAGCUUAGAAUAGUGGUUUUAUUUUGAAGGAAUCUGAAUCAACUUCUUUUUUAUUUUCUAAUCACACCGGAAAUGUUAACUCACACUUGUUCAAUCGCUUUGAUUUUUUUUAUGCACCGGAAGUUUGUGAUGCCACCUUCAAAAUAAAAGACCGAGAUAACA